This is a messenger RNA of Diospyros lotus (date-plum), 460 nucleotides long. Its product is annotated as BEL1-like homeodomain protein 2. Gene Ontology annotation, biological process: regulation of transcription by RNA polymerase II. Bases 25 to 399 code for a protein of 124 amino acids. Lineage: Eukaryota; Viridiplantae; Streptophyta; Magnoliopsida; Ericales; Ebenaceae. The record is from RefSeq and is a predicted model, not a curated record. Gene Ontology annotation, molecular function: DNA-binding transcription factor activity, RNA polymerase II-specific; RNA polymerase II cis-regulatory region sequence-specific DNA binding. The transcript has a single exon.
AGGUACAACCAUUACUGUGAAGAAAUGCAAAUGGUAGUGAACUCAUACGAUGUGGGGAUGGGGUUGGGAGCAGCAGUGCCAUAUACAGCACUAGCGCAGAAGGCCAUGUCGCGACACUUUCGGUGUCUGAAAGUGGAGGCACAAUUGAAGCAGUCUUGCGACGUGUUGGGAGAGAAGGACUCGGCGGCAAGGGGCGGCACAGGGUCAGGAGGAGGAUUGACUACCAAAAGGGAAACUCCGAGGCUGAGACUGCUUGAGCAAAGCCUCAGGCAGCAAAGGAGGGCAUUCCACCAGAUGGAGCAAGAAGCAUGGAGGCCCCAAAGAGGCUUGCCCGAAUGCUCUGUCAACAUUUUGAGAGCUUGGCUUUUUGAGCAUUUCCUUCACCCGUACGUACGUUAAUUCCGAUAUGUAUGUGCUAUAUCUAGUUCUCUCUAUAGCUGUGACACUUGCAAAUCUAUUA